AUGAAACUUUGUUGCCUGUGUUUGUUUCUCCUUCGCUCUAUUGCAAAUGUCCUCCCCUCUCUGUCUGCCGGCUAUGAUAAGCAAUACCUAAACUGCAGUAAAACAUUUUGGUGCUCAGGAAUAGAUGACAAUGACAUAGGAUAUCCAUUCUGGGGUCUCCACCGGCCAGAGUACUGCGGCCACCCUGCAUUUGAACUAGAAUGCAAAACCGAUGGCCCUGAGAUCUCAAUCAUGUCACAACGUUACCAGAUUUUUGGAAUCAACAACAUGACAGACUCUCAAAGUUGCCUUAGCAGAUUUGUGGAACAAUACUUGUCCAGCAGGCAUUGUCGUCAAUACUACUCUGGAUCGCCAUGUGGAUGCCCUUCAAUUCCAGAGCUUUCUUUCCAGUCAAUUGAUUGCGCAGUAAAUGGAAAUGACACAGGCAACUUCAGCUACUACGAUGUGGCAAGGAACCUAACAUCAGCAGGCAGUCGUUUGGGCAUGUGGAACAGCCACGUCAACGUUCCUGCAGAUCAAACGGCAUUGUUAAAUCUACAAAACAAUCCAAUCAGUCUGGCUGCGGUUUUACAAGGGCAGUGCGGGUAUAAUCUGAGUUCAACAGGAUUUUCAUGCUAUUGCCCUGAUCAGCCUUAUUUAUCUAAAUGUCCAAGGGUUCGGAUAAAACCAGGUCAACCAGCACAGUUUCUUGCUUAG
Molecule: messenger RNA, 696 nt
Organism: Prunus armeniaca (apricot)
Lineage: Eukaryota; Viridiplantae; Streptophyta; Magnoliopsida; Rosales; Rosaceae
Source: the annotation of a GenBank genome assembly